Messenger RNA from Lactuca saligna, 333 nucleotides. NCBI's taxonomy places the organism in Eukaryota, Viridiplantae, Streptophyta, Magnoliopsida, Asterales, Asteraceae. The record is from the annotation of a GenBank genome assembly.
AUGGCAGGAGGCGACAGCCACCACUUCACGGUUGGUGGUUUGGUUCUUCUUUUAUUAUCUGGGGUUUCGGGGGUCACAGCAGCGAUUGAAUCGGAGAGGGAAGAACGUCAUUCAUGGCGAGGGGUUGUUGUGUCCGUCACUGCCAUGACCACGAUGGGUCACAAUACUGAGUCUCAAAAUUAUCCGCAACCCUCGUCUUCGAGGUCAGCAGCAUCGACGACGUCUUGCAGUGCUGUUAACUUCUUAACAGAUGGCGAUGGCGAUGGCGAUGGCGAUGGUGGAAUGGUUGGCGGAACCACAACAAUGGCGGCGCACCAGAAUGCUCUUCUUUAA